Alligator sinensis (Chinese alligator) is the source of this 1406-nucleotide messenger RNA. RefSeq names its product lipoic acid synthetase (gene LIAS). Gene Ontology annotation, biological process: lipoate biosynthetic process. Gene Ontology annotation, molecular function: 4 iron, 4 sulfur cluster binding; lipoate synthase activity. The transcript has 11 exons. NCBI's taxonomy places the organism in Eukaryota, Metazoa, Chordata, Crocodylia, Alligatoridae. Gene Ontology annotation, cellular component: mitochondrion. The annotation marks the transcript as partial. The record is from RefSeq and is a predicted model, not a curated record.
CUGACAACAGCAGUUUUCGUCUUGGAAGCUGGACAGGGCCGGUCUUUGCAUCUGCGCUCUGUGCUUGGAACCCAAGUAUGUAGCCAGGACAGAGCGUCAAGUUCUUUGCCAGAUGAAAAAAAGGAAUUUCUGAAAAAUGGACCUGAUUUGCAAGAAUUUGUAUCUGGGGAUUUUUCAGACAAGAACACAUGGGCUGAUUAUAAAGGCAACGUAAAGCGUGAGAAGGGAGAAAGGUUACGGCUUCCUCCGUGGCUGAAAACUGAGAUUCCUAUGGGAAAAAACUAUAAUAAAUUGAAGAGCACAUUGCGAAGUUUAAAUCUUCAUACAGUGUGUGAAGAAGCACGUUGUCCAAAUAUUGGAGAGUGCUGGGGAGGGGGCGAGUAUGCCACUGCUACAGCAACGAUCAUGCUGAUGGGUGACACAUGUACCAGGGGUUGUAGAUUUUGCUCAGUAAAGACAGCAAAAAGUCCACCUCCAUUGGAUCCUAAUGAGCCUUACAAUACUGCCAAAGCUAUAGCUGAAUGGGGCCUGGAUUAUGUUGUCUUGACUUCUGUGGACAGAGAUGAUAUGCCGGAUGGAGGAGCUGAACAUUUUGCAAAGACAGUCUUGCAUUUGAAGGAAAGGAAUUCAGGAAUUCUAGUCGAAUGCUUAACCCCUGAUUUUCGAGGGGACCUGAAAGCAGUGGAGAAAGUUGCCUUGUCAGGACUAGACGUAUAUGCACAUAACGUGGAAACUGUUCCAGAAUUACAGAGGAAAGUCCGGGAUCCUCGAGCCAAUUUUGAGCAAUCUCUGUGUGUUUUGAAGCAUGCUAAGAAGGUCCAACCUGAUGUAAUUUCUAAAACCUCUAUUAUGCUGGGGUUAGGCGAGACAGAUGAACAAAUACAUUCAACAAUGAAACUAUUACGUGAAGCAGAUGUGGACUGUUUGACCUUAGGACAAUAUAUGCAACCAACAAAACGUCACCUAAAGGUUGAGGAAUACGUUACUCCUGAAAAAUUUAAAUACUGGGAAAAAGUGGGAAAAGAGCUUGGAUUUCAUUACACGGCUAGUGGCCCUCUUGUACGCUCCUCUUAUAAAGCAGGUGAAUUUUUCUUGAAGAAUUUAAUAGAGAAAAGGAAGACAAAGGCCAUUUAAAAUGGGAAUGGUCUCAUCUUCAGAGAAUUUCAGCUUUAUACCGUCACAUUUUCCAAAAGUUCAAUUAAUUGCAAAAACCAAGUGCCAGAUGGUAGACUUCUAGGAAGAUGCUGAGUGUAUUUAGAAUUCUGAACUGUUGGCAAAACAAAUUCAUCUCAUUUUUCAUUUCAGUAGAGUGUUAUGUCUCAGCUCUGUUGUUAGGGAACCCUGGCACAGGACGCAGUCUGUCCGACUCGCAAAGAAUUCCCCCUCCCUCCCUUCCUCUACCUAAA